Neoarius graeffei (lesser salmon catfish) is the source of this 7503-nucleotide messenger RNA. It is a transcript of the gene znf385b, whose product is annotated as zinc finger protein 385B. Gene Ontology annotation, molecular function: nucleic acid binding; zinc ion binding. The record is from RefSeq and is a predicted model, not a curated record. The coding region runs from base 263 to 1753 and encodes 496 amino acids. The transcript has 10 exons. NCBI's taxonomy places the organism in Eukaryota, Metazoa, Chordata, Actinopteri, Siluriformes, Ariidae. Gene Ontology annotation, cellular component: nucleus.
CAUCUCCGAGAAGAGGUUCCUGUCGGCGCGCGCUGUGCGACCUGCUGCAGGAGCGGCGCUCAACUUCUCCAGCGCGCGGGUUCUCCGGGGUCCCCAAGAGAUUGCAGAAGCAAGUGAGCAACAAGAUCACGUGACCACCGUGGGGUGUGUUUUGAGCUACUUUUCACCAAAACAAGUCGGCGUGGGCAAACAUGGCGGACUCUGCUCUCUCUCCAGCGGAAAAGGAAAGCCUGCCUCGUGAGUGCAACUGAAAGAGCAAGGCAUGAAGACGCCUCUGAGCCCAGCACAGCUAAUGGAGAACAGCCCUCCGCACUUUCCUGUCACAGAGCUGAAGGACGGAAUGGAGGACGUUUCAACGCAGGAGAGGAAGAAGCUCCUGUACUCGCUCUGCGAGGUGUGUAACAUCCAGCUGAACUCGGCUGCUCAGGUUCAGACGCACUACAACGGGAAAUCACACCUGCGCAGGGUCAAACAGCUCAACAACGGAGAGAGUCCACCAUCCAGCAGCAGCAAUGUCCCAGAGCCUCUCGCAACGACAAUGACAAGCAGCACAGGAAGUUCGUGCCAUAGUAACACACUCCCAGCUCUUGUGCGUACACCUCCUCUGAUGAUGCAGUCCUCACUGGACAUGAAACAGUUUAUGUCAUUUCCUGUGGAUGGAUCAUCGCCUGUCGGUCUCUUCGCCAAUUUCAGCACGAUGGAUCCCGUCCAGAAAGCCGUAAUCAACCAUACGUUUGGGGUCUCCAUCCCGCCAAAGAAGAAGCAAGUGAUCUCGUGUAACAUCUGCCAGCUCCGCUUUAACUCGGACAGCCAAGCUGAGGCGCACUACAAAGGGAGUAAACAUGCCAAGAAGCUCAAAGCUCAAGAGUCCACGAAAACUAAGCAGAAAGGCGGAGCUGGCUCAGACAGCAGCACCAAGCCAAUCAGCACUGGUCCGUCCCCUGCCCCCGCCUCCUCGGUUAUGGUCACUGACAGCACUUCUGACCAAUCAGCAGAGCAAAGUGCAGAACCGCCCAGCGCACCGAAGGCCCCCGUCUCCCCACAUUUCUUGGUGCCUGCUUCUCCGUUAGCAUCUGGCCCCUGUAAGCCGAGUCCUGCGUCCUCGAGUUCGCCGGCAGAGCACAAAGCCAGUGCCAAACCGAGCCAGGCUGAACCAAGCGCAGAAUCUGAAGAGGAGAAAGCCAAGAAGCUGCUCUACUGCUCUCUGUGUAAAGUGGCUGUCAAUUCCCUGUCACAGCUGGAAGCUCACAACACAGGUUCAAAGCACAAAACCAUGCUGGAGGCGAGGAACGGAGCCGGCCCCAUUAAAGCCUACCCUAGACCUGGCUCCAAACUCAAAAUGCAGGCCAACGUUCUGAAGGGUUCUGGAUUGCAGAAUAAGACGUUCCACUGCGAGAUCUGCGACGUCCAUGUCAAUUCAGAAAUCCAGCUCAAACAGCACAUCUCCAGCAGAAGGCACAAAGACCGGGUGGCAGGCAAACCUCUGAAGCCCAAAUACAGUCCUUACAACAAGCAGCAGCGCAGCUCCAACUCCUUGGCAGCUAAGCUUGCGCUCCAGAAGGACCUUGUGAAACCGAUGUCUCCAGCCUUCAUCUCCCCUCCGUUCUCCUCCACCACAAUUCCAUCCCUCUCGCUCCACCCGCGCCCUAACACCUCCAUCUUUCAGACGCCGCCGCUGCCAGCCUCCUUCCUGCGAGGGGCACCAGGACCCAUCCGGUCCUCCAACAACUCCAUCCUCUUUACGCCGUACUGAAUAAUACUGAGGGUGUGAGGCUGGUACUCUGACCUCUGACCUCUCAGGCAUGGACUACUCAAAGAGAUGUCACAGCCUGAGGAAGGAAGAUGUGUUUGUUGAAAAAAUACGAACCAUUUUGAUGGUCCAAGCCCUCACGUGCUACUCAAGGGAGGAUGAUUUGGAUUCUUGUAGAAGGAAAAACAAUCCUCUUCCUCUUGAUGGUCCAAGCUCUCGUGAGGUGCUCGGGGCGUGUUUGGAUUCUCACAGAAGGAAUAACUAAAAAACUGCUUCCUGAAUGACUUGAAUGAUCGUGGUCUUCCUCUUCGAUGGAAAAGACACUUCUGGGUACGCACAUGGAAAACUAAACAUAUAACAAUCACAAACUUAUAACAAUCAGAUGCUAAGUGUUGCGUUCAGUGGCUCGAUGUGGUCAGGGAAUGUGUGCCGUCUCGUAUCGUGUUGUCAGCGAUGCUUCAUCAUAAGUGCUGGACUUUGUUCCUCUCCCACAUUUUGUCUUUUUUUUUAAAUGUUGUCGUGUAGUUUCUUUAUUGAGCCUGCAAAGGAAAUUUCGUCUGUAACUUAUUGGGUUAUAGUCAUCUACUUCAUCCCUUUACACUAAAUCCCAUUUUCAUUUAAAUUAACACCGAGCUCAAGGCUAAUUUCUUCAUUUAGAAUCCUCCUGAUCACAGACGCACAGUUAUGCUCGAGUUGUCACUGAUUCCCCAUUUUAAUUUCCAUUCCAAAAUGGAUUUUUGAUUUGAAGUCAGUCUUUUUUUUAAUUAUUUACACUUCCUUUUAUGAAGAAAAACCGCAAGAUUCAUGUCUCUUAUUCAUGCACUUCUUACACACACAGAUAAAUGACACUGUUACUCCAGAGUCGAUGCUGAUUUCUAGUGUUAAUUUUCAUUUUUACUUUGAAAACCCAGGAAAUCCACAGACCAAUCAUUUCCAUGUACCGUAUUUUCCAGACAAUAAGUCGCCCCGCGUUAUAAGACGCAGCCCAGUAUGUUCUCUCAUACAGUACUUUACGCUGUAUGAUUUCUGGUCUGAUCGUGCUGUCGUUGAAAAGAAUCGCACACCAUAAAAAUUCUUUGGUCAUGAGUUGAACGCAUAAUGUGACAUGGCUGCUGAUUUAAAAGCCACCAAUAGGAGCAGAGGUGAUUCUAGAGUCUGUUGUGGCCCCAAGCAAAAAUUUCCAGGGGGCCCUUCUGACCAUUGUUCAUCACCAAUAUGUUAUAAAUAAUCUGACACCAACGAAAAAUGUAUGAAACCAAAGUUUUUUAAAUUCCAAAUGUGAAAAUACAAUGGUAAAGAACAAUAAAAAGCAAAAUAAGCCCUCGGGCCCCGACUCUCGGGGGGGCCCCUGGGCCAGGGAGCCCCAAGCAGUUGCCUGCCUUGCCUGUUCACAAGCUGCGCAUCUGAAUAAGAGGAUGACUAUUGUACAGAUACAAAUACAGUCGGCAAAAUAUCAACUUUGUUUGUUUGUCUUAUACAAACCCAUUUUUACCGGAGCCUGGAUCAUACUCACUGAUGUCAUAAUUUUGUUUAAUAACAGCUGUAUUGUGAGAGGACCCGUAAACCUCAUAAUGUGUGACAUAAAGUAAUAAUCUUAAAAGAACACUAUAAUUGAACAAUCUAAAUCCUACUUUAGAAAGAGAGAGUCAGUAAAUAUACUCACUGGUCACUUUAUUAGGAACACCCCUACAUCCCCCUGCAGUUCUGUAAUCAGCCGAUCCCUCGACAGCAGCACGAUGCAUCAAAUCACGCAGAUACAAAUCAAGAGCUUCAGUUAAUGUUCACAAUGUUCAAACAUCAGAACGGGAAAAACUGUGAUCUCACAGUGAAGUGUGACUUUCUUUCUCUCACUGUGGUAUGGGUGUUGGUUUGAUCCAGAUGGACUGGUUUGAGUGUUUCAGAAGCUGCUGAUCUCCUGGGGUUUUCACACACAACAGUCUCUAGAGUUUACACAGAAUGGUGCAGAAAACAAAAAACACUGAGUGAGUGAGCGACAGUUCUGUGGGUGGAAACAAACGCCUUGUUGAUAAGAGAGGGUCAGAGGGGAAUGGACAGAUUGGUUCGAGCUUUUUUGCCAGGAAGGAUAUAGUAACUCAUAUAAUCACUCUUUACAACCGUGGUGAGCAGAAAAGCAUCUCAGCAUGCAAUAGCAGAAGAACACAUUGGGUUCCACUCCUGCAGCCAAGAACAGGGGGCUUAGAACCAACAACAAGUUCCUAUUAAAGUGGCCAGAGAGUGUAUGUGCAUUGUCCAACAAGUCACACUAAUGUACCAAACAUUUUUAGCUUGGUAAUGUUUGUACUUGCUUCAAAAUAAUGGUUUAGUGUCCUCUAUUGAUGGAGUCCAGGCAGCUUGUUUGUUUGUUUGUUUUGGCCUGGUCGCAUUGCCACAGUUCAAUGCUGUAUUGUUUCCUGGUCAGAAACCUCAUAAUUUUCUUUCUGUGCAGCUUUUUAUUUGUCUGAUCACUUCCACGACACCAAUGUUAAUUUCUAUGACAGAAAUUCUUAUGCUACCAACAAAGCUAAUAUUAAUUAAGCUAAAGGGUUUGAGCUGUGGCAGUCCACCCUGAAACCAUAGAUGCUCUUCCAUUAACUGAAAACACCCACAUGGAUUAAAGUAUGCUAGUCACCUUUUUAAUGAUUCAGAAACUGAGUAACUGUUUGCUAAAUUGCGCUAGCUUGCAUUAUCUAGCUGUGCUAGUCUUACAGCAAAGGGCUGUCACCACACUAUGUUAGCUAAACAUACAACCCUGAUUCCAGAAAAAAUUCGGACGCUGUGUAAAACGUAAAUUAAAACUAGAAUGCAAUGAUUUGCGAAUCCUUUUUGACCUAUAUUCAGUUUAAUACAACACAAAAGACAAGAUAUUUAAAGUUCAAACUGAAACUUUUUUGGGGGGGUAAAUAUACACUUGUAUAUAACACAUUCCAAAAAUCUUGGGACAGGGUCAUUUUUACAUCUCCUUUUCUUUUAAUAACACUCAGUCAGCGUUUGGGAACUGAGGACACUAAUUGUUGAAGUUUUGAAAGUGAAAUUCUUUCCCAUUCUUCCUUGAUAUACGACUUCAGUUGCUCAACAGUCCGGGGUCUCUGUUCUCAUAUUUUACGCUUCAUAAUGUGCCACACAUUUUCAAUGGGAGGCAGGCAGGCCAGUUUAGCACCUGCACUCUUUGAAUACAAAGUCACACUAUUGUCACAACUACAGAACGCAGUUUGGCAUCGUCUUGCUGGAAUAAGCAGGGACGGCCCUGAAAAAGACGUCGUCUGGAUGGCAGCAUGUUGCUCCAAAACCUGUAUGUACUUUUCAGCAUUAAUGGUGCCUUCACAGAUGUGCAAGUUCCCCAUGCCUUGGGUACUAACACACACCCAGACUAUCACAGAUGCUGGCUUUUGAACUUUGUGCUGGUAACAAUCUGGAUGGUCCUUUUCCUCUUUAGCCUGGAGAACACAAUGUCCAUGAUUUCCAAAAAUAAUUUGAAAUGUGGACUCAUCAGACCUCAGCACACUUUUCCACUUUGUGUCAGUUGAUCUCAGAUGAGCUCAGGCCCAGAGAAUUUAGUGGCAUUUUUGGAUAGUGUUGAUCUAUGGCUUUCGCUUUGCAUGGUAGAUGCAGAAAUGAACUGUGUUUAAUGACAAGGAUUUUCCGAAGGGUUCCCGAGCUCAUGCAGGAAUGUCUUUUAUACACUAAUGUUAUUUUUAAUGCAGUGCUGCUUGAGGGAUUGAAGGUCAUGAGUGUUCAAAGUUGGUUUUUGGCCUUGCCCCUUACAGUAUGUGCAGAGAUUCCUCUGGAUUCUCUGAAUCUGUUGAUGAUAUGGAUUGCAGAUUGUGAAAUCCUGAAAUUCUUUGCAAUUGUAUAUUGAGAUAUGUUAUUCUUAAAGUAGUGAAUCUCGCCCCAUCCUUGCUUGUGAACAGCUGAGCCUUUCAAGGAUUUCCCUUUCAUACCCAAUUCAUGAUACUAUCACCUGUUACAAACGAAUCUGCUUACCUGUAGAAUGUUCCAAACAUGUGCUUUUUGAGCUUCCACAACUUUCCCAGUCUUUUGUUACCCCCGUCCCAACUUUUUUGGAACAUCAAAUUCAGAAUGAGUUCAUAUUUACCAAAUAAAUAAAGUUUCAGUCUGAACAUUAAAUAUCUUGUCUUUGUACUGUACUCAAUUGAAUAGAGGUUGAAAAGGCUUUGCAAACCAUCACAUUCUGAUUUUAUUUAUGUUUUACACAGCAUCCCAACUUUUUUUUUUGGAAUUGGGGUUGUAAAAAUUUAGCUCGAGUCACUCCAGAAAACAAAGUGCUUUCGAAGGUAAAAUGCUAUUGUUACGGUCGCUCAACAUCACCUACAUAACCUAAAGAGCUCACUAGCUCAACACUGUAAUGUCAUGAUCAGACUUGACGAUAUCUUUGUGUUUCAUGAUGGUCACUGUGUCUGGUUAGGCAAUCAUAGUGCCAUAAAUUCUUGCCGUGUCUUGGUCGCUAGACUGGCAACUUGACAAGUUUGACCCCAUUGUUCAGAUCCUUUCAUGUCAUCAGGGAGGAGGGUCAAGAAAUUGUCAGUCAUGACUAUCAAGGAACGUUUAGUAGGAAUUGUCAAACUAGGAUAAAAAUAAACAUUUCUACCAUGCUAGACUUUCAUUGGAGAGUCAUGGGGUGUCCUUGAUGCCACAUUACUGAUGUUCUGUGAUGUCACACUACAAUGUCAAUUUGUCAUCCCAAAGUAAUGUCAAAAUCAGGUUGAAUUCAUCUCAUCUAAUUCUGGCAUAACUGAUAGAACAGUACACAUACCAUAAAGACCCCAAUAAAUUAUUUUGGUCAGGUUACCUGCCUUGUAUCAUCAGUUUUUCUUUGGCUAACCAGGCACAAGGUACGCCACCACACUUGCCAGGGCGGUUGGGCACCUUGUUCAAGGGCACAUUGGCCAGUCCUGCUGGUCCAGGGAAUCGAACCAGCAACCUUUUGAUCCCAAAGCUGUUUCUGUAACCAUUAGGCCAUGCCCCUCCCAAUAAGCAGGACUAAUAAAGUCAGAUGCUAUUGCUUUUGGUGUAUGUAAUAAAGUAGUAGUACUCACAACUGGGCAACAAAAGUGUCUUAUCAUCUGGAAAAUACGGUAAUAUCCAUAUUUUGUACACAGUUAACAUAUAUUUGAUUUUAUCGCAAGUUUCCCAUUUUUCAUGAUAAAUUAGAUAUCAUAAGAAUAAACCCAGUGUCUUUCAUUUCUGUGUAAAAUCUUCAUUUGUAAAUGAACUGCACUAACUCUGCAGCUCUUUAACAAUGCAAUAAUGUACAGAACGUUCGAUAUUGAUAUUCUCCGUAGUGUAUUUAAUGUUUACCGAAAAGGUUGCAAUACUUGUUGUACUUUAUGGAGUGGCGGAGGUGCUAAAAGACAUUGAAACAUUUUAUUUGUAUUUUUAAAAGAAAUUCUCAGAAAGAGAAACCCUUCAUUCACAGAGCAGAGAAUUCUUUAUUUCAGAGAUCGUAUGUAUGUAUGUAUGUAUGUAUGUAUGUAUGUAUGUAUGUAUGUAUGUAUGUAUGUAUGUAUGAGAGGAUGUACAAAACAAUAUUUCCUUUUCAAUAAAAAUUAAUAUAUUUCAAUGAUUUUCUUCCCAAAUGAUACUGUACAGUACUUUUUCCGUGAACAUAAAACACAUAUUUGAAUUAACUUUUUUUUUGAGAUAAGUUUCUAAUAGAAAGCAGCUUUUAGAAGAAAGAGCAUGCUUGAUUUAAAAAACAAAAACGCAGUAAUUAGUAUGAUGUGAAAUGUACAGUA